Molecule: messenger RNA, 796 nt
Organism: Rhagoletis zephyria (snowberry fruit fly)
Lineage: Eukaryota; Metazoa; Arthropoda; Insecta; Diptera; Tephritidae
Product: pupal cuticle protein Edg-78E-like
Cellular component (GO): chitin-based extracellular matrix
Molecular function (GO): structural constituent of chitin-based larval cuticle
Source: RefSeq, a predicted model, not a curated record
GUGCCUUUUGACAAACGUUUGUGAGGUAGUAAGGAAGCCAUCAACAUGUAUAUAUGUAUGUAUGUAUGUAUGUAUGUAGACAUAUUUUAAUUGUUGUUGUUGUUGUUACUUAGGUGUCGUUUUAGUUGGGCCAUGCUCUUCGCCUCCUAAGAUUGGGGCUAAGAUGUGAGCUUGUUUAGCUAGCUCAUAUAAAAAGCAUUCGCGACAGCGUAUCCAUCAACAGUUAGCAAACGCUUUACAAUACAGCAAGAUGUUCAAGAUACUACUGCUCGCCACUCUCUUCGCUUACGCCUGCGCCGAUAAUAUCGACAAGGACGCACAGGUGCUGAGUUUCAAGAACGAUGUCGCGGAUCCGGAGGGCAACUAUGCCUACGCCUUCGAAACCAGCAAUGGCAUACAACAGCAAGAAGCCGGCAAUCCAGCGGGUGUAGCUGGCCAAUACGAGUAUGUAUCACCCGAAGGUGAACGGGUCUCAAUUAGCUACACAGCCGAUGAGAAUGGUUUCCAACCUACCGGUUCGCAUAUUCCAACACCACCACCAAUUCCAGAAGCUAUAGUGCGCGCCUUAGAAUACAUUGCAGCGCAUCCCUCGGCUGUUUAAGGCAGUCGAACGAAGUUCCGAGAAUGUUGGGAGGCUGAAGACCUAAUAAAUACUAAAGAAAUCUGCGGUCGGCGGUUGAUAAAAAAGGCAACGACGGCUGCAACGAGUGAGAAGUGAUGAUGAUUAUUAGAUUAGAUUAAGCGAGUGAAGAGGCCAUGUUGGAAGCUAAAUUGCAUCAAUGAAUUAUUUAAUAAA